CAACGCAAACUCGCGCCUCUUUGAGCAUUUUCUCGGUUAACACGUGCGUCGAUUUGAAGUGCGCCCGACUCGUCGAUCGAAUUGGAUAUUAUUUUCUAAAGAUGGGGCUGAGAACAUUUAUACUGUGCGGCUGCCUCGCAGCGGCGAGUGCUACCUUAGAGGUUGUGAAUCAAUGGAGUUUGCUGCAGUUCGACUUUCCACCAGACCCGGUCUUGCUUGAAAAGUUCCAACCUGAAAACACUGUCCCGACGGGCUUAGAAGUUGGAUGGGACAGGCUAUACUUGGGAAUACCACGUCUUCGUGCAGGUGUACCGGCGACAUUGGCAUGGGUGCCCCGUUCUCUGCCACCCGGUGUCAGUCCGGUUCUUCAGGCGUAUCCGGACUGGUCAUGGCACACAGCUGGACGUGGGGACAUCAACUGCACAGGCUUAAUAUCUGUGUAUCGCGUGCGUGCUGAUCGUUGCAACAGGCUUUGGGUGUUGGAUGCCGGCGUUAUUACCAGCCUUGACGACUUCCGUCGUGUUUGCCCACCAAAGAUCCUUAUUUUUGAUAUGGCUACCGACCGCUUGGUGAGAAGUGUAUACUUCCCGCGAGAACUGCUGCGCCCUGCGUCUCUCCUCACAAACAUCGUGCUAGAUGACAGCAGGUCAUCCGCCUCCCGUCAUUCCUCGACGUGUGAUAAUCUAUUCGCUUACAUUACUGACACCGUCGCCCCAGGUAUUAUCGUCUAUGAUGGCAGAAGAGACAAUGCUUGGCGCGUAACCCACGCGUCUAUGUACCCCGACCCCGACCUCGGAGAGUACGAUAUCGGCGGCGAAAAGUUCACCCUCAUGGACGGCGUUGUCGGUCUCGCCCACUCUCCUGCCCAGGGAUUACUUUAUUAUCAACCUUUGGCUACUGACAGAAUAUUCAGCGUAUCCACAGCUGUUCUUGCAUCCGGUCCCCCAGCAGAAGGAACUGACUUACCGGUUAAUCUUGUGGGACGUAAAUCUUCCCAAGGUCUUGGUCUCGCUGUGGAUCCGAGGGACGACACCAUAAUCUUCAGUCCAAUGACAGAAACAGCAAUAGCUGCCUGGAAUCCUAUUACAAACUCACACAGAGUGCUAGCUCAGGACGCAGACAAGCUGCAGUUCUGCGCGGAGGUGCGCUGGGUGGAGCGUGACAAUGGCGCUGUAUGGGCGCUUUCAACGCGCUUCCACAAGUACUUCAAACGAUCUGUAUCAAAGCAUGAGAUCAAUGUACGCUUAGUACGUGUCGUGGAGGCAGGUUACGGCGGUGGCUACGUACCUAUUCAACCGCACGCGCUUCGCCGAUCUGCCAACUUCACAGCCUCGCUCUACUGAACUGAUAUAUGAAUAAAACCAAUACUCAUUUCAAAUUUCGGUUUAUUCAAUAAAUUAGCAAACGGCUUCAUUUCUUAUAUUCAGGCGUUCGGUUGUUAUUCAUGAAAGCAAAGAACAUAUAGCAAAAAUGUAUUUGAUAGUGCAAGUAACAGUAUGAGUCCCAAAGGUAUACAAAUAUUUUUUGCUGGAUAGCGGGUCGUUGGGUUGUCGAACAUUUUUUUCUAAUAGACUAAGUAUUCGUUUACCACCGAGCACUAAGUCAAUUGUAGCCACAUUGAAUUGGAAACGUUUGGAGGUAGGGCUUUAACGUUAGACUUUCUAUCAGUAGUUAGUCAAUAUUUAACAGCUGUGAUGGCCCAGUGGGUAGAACCGCGAAUAGAUGUGAAUCUUAACCGUUGGUUGCAGGAUCUAACCCAUGCAAGCACCAUUUAAUUUGAUAUGCAUAAUUUGUAUUUAUAAUUUGUCUCGUGCUUGGCGGUGACGGAAAACAUCGUGAGGAAACCUACAUUUAUCGAAUGGCAAUCUGCCACAUCUGCAGCCAAGAACCUGCAUUGGAGCAGCAGAACCAUACUUUUUUUCUCAAAAGGAGACUUUAAUCCAGCAAAGGGACGUUUAAAAGAUGUUACUUUACUUUACUAAUGCAUUUGCUAUAUUGUUAUUUAAAAAAAUGUGUUCAUUAAGUAAUAUUAAUUCAAUAUUAACCGCUUUUAUUCAAUAGUUGUGUAUAUAUAAUAAUAACCGAGCGUCGUUCGUCUCUAGUUGUAAUGCUACAGACUGCAAAUUUGCUAUAGGGAAAAAUUAAUUUUAGAUUCAAUAUAAAGGUUUUACAUUUCAAAUAAACUAUUAAAUAUUUCUUUGAAUAGUCUGAGGUAAUUUUUUAUAUACAUGUAUGUUGUAUAACAUAAAAU
Messenger RNA from Vanessa atalanta (red admiral), 2251 nucleotides. RefSeq names its product protein yellow-like (gene Y-e). Lineage: Eukaryota; Metazoa; Arthropoda; Insecta; Lepidoptera; Nymphalidae. The transcript has 8 exons. The coding region runs from base 102 to 1343 and encodes 413 amino acids. The record is from RefSeq and is a predicted model, not a curated record. Gene Ontology annotation, cellular component: extracellular region.